GCAUUCAUUCGUCUUCUAUCGGGCGGAGUUAAGAGUCCAACUUCUGGCGAGACGUAACAAAUAUCGACUGUUUCGGUGAAGUUCUAAACCCCGCCACUCUCAAGAGACCCCCCCAUACUCCCCUACUCGACCACCGGGUGCUUGAACCCAACGCCCACUUCCCUCCCGGAAGCGUCACAUUUGCAGCGACCGAGAAAAAAAAAAAAAAAGCCACCAAACAUGUCUUCCAUGGACCUGGAAAAGUUGAAGAUGACGGGGGCAGGCCGGGCGAUAGCGGUGCUCACCAGCGGCGGGGACGCCCAAGGGAUGAAUGCUGCUGUCCGUGCUGUGACCAGAAUGGGCAUCUAUGUCGGUGCCAAGGUCUACUUGAUAUAUGAGGGAUAUCAGGGGCUUGUGGAUGGGGGCGAUCACAUUAAACUGGCGAACUGGCAGAGUGUGACCAACAUCAUCCAGCUGGGCGGGACGGUGAUCGGCAGCGCUCGAUGCAAGGCGUUCACGACCCACCAGGGGAGGCUGGCGGCGGCCUUGAACCUGGUCAAGCGUGGCAUCACCAACCUUUGCGUGUGCGGCGGCGACGGCAGCCUAACCGGAGCCAACAUCUUUCGCGGCGAGUGGAGCAGCCUGCUGGAUGAGCUCAUCCAGAGCGGGAAGAUCACGGAUACGCUGGCGAAACAGAACAGCCACCUGAACAUUGUGGGCCUGGUGGGGUCUAUAGACAACGACUUCUGCGGAACUGACAUGACCAUCGGAGCAGAUUCUGCCUUGCACCGAAUCAUGGAGAUCAUUGAUGCUAUCAUGACUACUGCUCAAAGCCACCAGCGUACGUUCGUCUUGGAGGUCAUGGGUCGUCACUGCGGCUAUCUCGCCUUGGUGUCUGCGCUAGCCUCCGGCGCCGAUUGGCUCUUCAUCCCAGAAGCUCCGCCAAAAGACGACUGGGAGGAUCGCAUGUGCGACCGUCUUGAGGCGAGUCGUACCAAAGGCUCCAGACUCAACAUCAUAAUUGUCGCUGAAGGAGCUAUCGACAUGCACGGCAAGCCCAUCUCCUCCACUUAUCUGAGAGAUCUGGUGAUGAAGCGGUUGGGCUACGACACCAGAAUCACCGUACUCGGACACGUCCAGCGUGGAGGAACGCCCUCGGCGUUCGACAGAAUACUGAGCAGCAAGUUAGGCGUGGAGGCGGUGGUCGCUCUGAUGGAGGCGUCUCCCGACACCCCGGCCUGCGUCAUCGGCCUGUCGGGCAACCAGGCCGUCCGUCUGCCUCUUAUGGAGUGUGUGGAGAUGACGAAGCUGGUGCAGACGGCCAUGAACGAGAAGAAGUUCGACGAGGCUGUUAAACUGCGUGGAGGGAGUUUUGAGAACAACUGGAACAUCUAUAAGCUUCUUGCCUUCCAGAAGCCUUCCCAGUCAAAGAGCAACUUCUCUCUGGCCAUCCUGAACGUGGGCGCCCCGGCAGCGGGCAUGAACGCGGCCGUCAGGUCGGCCGUCAGGUUGGCCAUCGCCCACGGGCACAAGGUCUACGCCGUGCACAACGGCUUCCAGGGCUUCGCCAACGGCGACGUGUUUGAGAUGGAGUGGCACAAUGUCGCGGGAUGGACGGGCCAGGGGGGCUCGCUGUUGGGAACGAAAAGAACCCUUCCAAGCAAACACAUGGAGAAGAUUGUGGAGAACAUGGCCAAGUUCAACAUUUCAGCCCUGCUUGUCAUCGGAGGGUUUGAGGCCUACAGAGGCGUGCUGGAGCUCUUUGAGGCGCGAGGGCACUACGACGAGUUGUGUAUCCCCAUGUGUGUGAUUCCCGCCACCAUCAGCAACAACGUCCCCGGAACAGACUUCAGUCUGGGGGCCGACACCGCCGUCAACGCCGCCAUGGAGGGCUGCGACAAGAUAAAGCAGUCUGCGACGGGGACAAAGAGGCGCGUGUUUGUGGUGGAAACAAUGGGGGGCUACUGCGGUUACCUAGCGACCAGCACAGGCAUCGCCGUGGGCGCCGACGCAGCCUACAUCUUCGAGGACCCCUUUAACAUCCACGACCUGAAGACCAACGUGGAGCAUCUCACGGAGAAGAUGAAGAAGGACAUCCAGCGGGGGCUCGUACUGAGGAAUGAAAAAUGCCACGAGCACUACACUACGGAUUUCCUGCAUAAACUGUAUUCCGCCGAGGGGAAGGGCAUUUUUGACUGCCGCGUCAACGUGUUGGGACACCUCCAGCAGGGAGGGUCGCCGUCUCCCUUUGACCGAAAUUAUGGCACCAAGCUGGGAGUGAAGGCCAUCCAGUGGAUAAGUGAGAAGCUGACAGAAAACUACCGUCAAGGUCGCGUGUUCGCCAACUCUGCGGACACGGCGUGCGUGCUGGGCCUCCAGAGGAAGGUGGUCUCGUUCAGCCCCCUCACCGAACUCAAGGACGCCACCGACUUUGAGCAUCGCAUGCCCAAAGUCCAGUGGUGGUUCAACCUGCGGCCCAUGCUGAAAAUGUUAGCCAAGUACCAGACGAGCUUCUGCGAGUACGUCCCGGGAGAGAUCGAACACGUCACCCGUCGCUCUCUCAGCAUCGACUCGGGCUUCUAGCUGUUCACCGACUGCAAAUUUUUUGAUUUUUAAUUUUUUUUUUUUUUUUUUUUUUUCCAACCAAAUCGGCCCCUCUUUCCACAACAUUUCUACAUGCCUGCUGAUUUAUAUUUCAAAAUCUGAACUGUUUUAGAAUAAGAUAUUUAUUAAAUGGGGCAGCGAGGACAAAACAGGUUUUAUUUCAGGGUAACCGCCGGGUCAAAUAUAAUUUUUUUCAGAGACACGGAAAGAAAAAAGAAAAUUGAAUGAAACUGUUCCUGGCUCAAGCUGUCACCAAUAUAAAGCCUUUAUUAACGCAACAGUCUUUUGAGUUAUAUUUUAUCAUUCUUAUCUCCUAAAAAAUGUAAAAAGAAGUUAAGCGCCUUACAAAAUCCAUCUGGUCUAUGGAGCGCUUUUCAUGUGUGGCUAAUCGCAAUGUGACACUUGUAGGAGGGAUUUAAAUGUCGAGGUACCCUCAGCAGAAAAUGCCGUAUGGAAAAUGGAUGCCCUGCGGUUGAAUGGCGACCGUUUCCGGGCGUACACCCAACUUUCGCUCAGUCAGGCGGGAGUCACCCGGCAUCCCAAAGAGAGCGAGGGCCACAGAAAAUGGAUGGAUGAAUGUUCUUUUAUAGAGCUCGUGCACGUGACCUCGCCAUUUUCACGGCGCCAUAUUGGCGGUCAAAAAGAGCUGCUCGGUAGCGUGGGGGACUUUGAACCGGAGCAGAAUAUUCACAAUGCCCGAGACUUGUCGUGCUGUUGGUUGUCACAACAGACGAGAACGAUAUUCGAAGAGAUCAUUUUAUGGAAUGAAAAAGCUGACCAAAAAAGAUGGAUGGAUUUCGGCAAUUAAACGUGGCCCAAAAUACACCCAACGCCUGUGUAGCGAUCGCUUCAUUUCAGGUAGGAAUUUUUCUUCUCAAUCUCAAAUUAUC
This is a messenger RNA of Syngnathoides biaculeatus (alligator pipefish), 3473 nucleotides long. RefSeq names its product phosphofructokinase, liver a (gene pfkla). The record is from RefSeq and is a predicted model, not a curated record. NCBI's taxonomy places the organism in Eukaryota, Metazoa, Chordata, Actinopteri, Syngnathiformes, Syngnathidae. The transcript is spliced from 22 exons. Bases 220 to 2562 code for a protein of 780 amino acids. Gene Ontology annotation, biological process: fructose 6-phosphate metabolic process; canonical glycolysis; fructose 1,6-bisphosphate metabolic process. Gene Ontology annotation, molecular function: 6-phosphofructokinase activity; monosaccharide binding; fructose-6-phosphate binding. Gene Ontology annotation, cellular component: cytoplasm; 6-phosphofructokinase complex; membrane.